This is a messenger RNA of Vidua chalybeata, 954 nucleotides long. RefSeq names its product TNF superfamily member 11 (gene TNFSF11). The transcript has 5 exons. Gene Ontology annotation, biological process: immune response. Gene Ontology annotation, cellular component: membrane. NCBI's taxonomy places the organism in Eukaryota, Metazoa, Chordata, Aves, Passeriformes, Viduidae. Gene Ontology annotation, molecular function: tumor necrosis factor receptor binding. The record is from RefSeq and is a predicted model, not a curated record. The coding region runs from base 1 to 954 and encodes 317 amino acids.
AUGCGUCGCGCCAGCCGAGACUACACCAAGUACUUGCGCGGCUCCGAGGAGCUGGGCAGCGGCGCCGCCCACGAGAGCGCCCCGGCGCCGCCGCCGCCCCCGCCGCCCGCGCACCCGCACCCGCCGCCCGCAUCCCGCUCCCUCCUCGCCGCCCUCGUCCUCCUGGGGCUGGGGCAGGUGGUCUGCAGCGUCGCCCUCUUCCUCUACUUCCGAGCUCAGAUGGACCCUACCAGAAUUUCAAAAGAACAUGCACACUGUGUCAGAACACUUUUUGGACACCAAGAAAGUACAGAUUUGCAUGAUGCCUCCUUUGAAAGUCAAGAAGCGAAGUUAAUGCCAGAAUCCUGUAGAAGUGUGAAACAGGCUCUCCAAAGGGCUGUGCAGAGGGAAGUCCAGCGUGCUAUGGGAAGAACGCCACCAAGACCAGAAAAAGCUGCAAUGGAGGCAUUAGGACUUGAGCUGUACAAGAGGAGCAAACCUGAGAAGCAGCCAUUUGCCCAUCUCAUUAUUGAUGAUAAGAAUAUUCCAUCUGGAACUCGCAAAGUGAACCUCACAUCCUGGCAUCAUGACAAAGGCCAGGCAAACUUAUCAAAUAUGACAUUCAGUGACGGAAAACUAAUUGUUAAUCAAGAUGGAUUUUACUAUCUUUAUGCCAAUAUUUGUUUUAGGCAUCAUGAAACUUCAGGAAACUUGACUAAAAGAGGGCUUCAGUUGAUGGUUUAUGUGAUUAAGACAAACCUUAAAAUAAGGCGCUUUGAUGUGUUGAUGAAGGGAGGAAGCACCAAAUACUGGUCAGGGAAUUCAGAAUUUCAUUUUUAUUCUGUAAAUGUAGGGGGAUUUUUUAAAUUAAAAUCCGGAGAAAUGAUAAGUAUCCAGGUAUCAAACCCAUUGCUACUGGAUUCUUCGCAAGAAGCAACUUACUUUGGAGCAUUUAAAGUUAGGGAUUUAGAUUGA